AUGGCUUCCGCAUACUCGGAGUCCGAGCCAGUUCUGGUGUCCCGUCUCUCGAAGGCGGGUUUUGAGCAGGCUGAGCGCGAUCUCAUCCUGAAGCACGUUAAGAGCUUGAAGCAGUUGGCCUUCGUGAGCUCCUUUGCUCCGGGGGCUGCGGACGAAGGUCCGUUGAUCGAGGCCCUUAAGACGAUGCUUGGAAAGGACCCAGAGAUGAAUCAGAAGGCAGCUUUCAGAGCAGUUUUCCAUGAGGCAUAUGCCAUUGUCACUUCGGAGAUGCGACAGCAGGUUGAAAGGGUCGAGGAGCCGACAGUUCGUCAUUUGAGUCAGCCCGAGAGGGCUGAGAGAAUUGAGCGACAACGUUCACAGUUGACUGGCAUCACGAUAAAGGGUUCCUCGGAGCCAUCAGAGGCCCUGGUCGACCUUUGCGUCGGUCAGUAUGAGGCCAAUGUGAUCCAGUAUGUCCCUUGGUCUAAGUGCACAUCGCGGGAACAGGAGCUCCUGGGCGACGGUAAGAAGGACCUGAAGCUUUCGAUAGACGGCGAGAGUGGUAAGCUCAAGGUAGAGAACAAGGCCAAGGAUCAGGUGGCUGACACGUCCACUGAAGUGAUGCUUCUGCAGGCUCUGCAGAAGCGUGCUCUUGCAUUCGAUCAGGCUAACAUUGUUUCUUUCACAAAGCUUGACAUGUGGCAUCAAAAGUUGAUGAAGGCGAGGCUGACUACGCCCCCGCCGGGUUACCAGCAGGUUACCUUCGCUCAGUUGCAAAAUGCAGACUCGAGGCUCUUUUUGGAGCUUCAGGACCAUACGCGCACAGGCAUUCAGUCGGAUGCCAAAGGCCGUCCGAUCGAUGGGAUCAUAGAUUCUGUCAGCUGCAUGCAUGAGGUGGUUUCGCUGAUGCAGCCGCUCCAGGGCGGCCCCUCGUCUUCGUACGGUCCCAGUGAGCCUGCUCGUCUGCGAGAGUCGCCGUACAAAGGUAAGGGCAAGGGCAAAGAUGGCAAAGGGAAGAAGCGCUUCGUUGCUAUGCCAAGCGAGCUUCGUGGGUGGGUGCAAUUCGCACACCGCGAAAGGGUGACGGGCAAUAAAUGUGAGAAGGGAUUGCACAUCUGUGCAGUCCCCAAGUGCGGCAUGAACCACGCCGCUGUCAAGUGUCCCAAGAAGCCGAAAGAUGGCGAGCAGGCGGGCCAUUCUCGAGCAAUCCAGCAAGUGCUUACGGCCCAUCCCGAAGGGGAUGAGCCUCUUUUGAGUGCGCCCGAAGGGGCCCAAGCAGUGCCAUUUGAAGGGCAAGGAUCGAACCAACUCGAUCCGAAAGUGCAUGCGGACUCUUAUGCUGAGGAGCUUCUGUCUUUGGGCAGGGAUCCCACGGCCCAGGAGUUGAUUCGUUUGUUUGACAUGCUGCCUCAGGAGCCGCUUUUGAGCAAUACUCGUGACGAUGGAGCCGUGGCCUUCUCGACUGGUGCCUAUGCGAAGGGGCCGCUGCUCGGUCUCAGGAGCAACUGCAACAAACAUCCGGCGGCUUCGAAGGUUUUCGCUCAGGCAGUGCAACGCGCUGCCCCAGGGAUGCAAUUUUCUACUCUGAGUGUGUUUUCAGACCUUAAGACGGAGCCUCAUGUCGACCGCUUCAACUCUCCUUUCCCGAACAUUCUUGUGCCACUCAGCAAUUUUCGGAAAGGCGAGGUCUGGGUCGAGUCGGCUCAGGGCGUUUUUCCUCUUGAGGUCGAUGGUGUUACGAAGCGUGGCAUCUUGAUCGAUGUUGCCUCCGGACCGAAGGCCUUCUAUGCUUGCAGCCAUGAGCUUGAUGUUGACUGUAGGGCGCGGUUAGCUGAGCUGAGCUUCCCUGUUCCCAAAACGGCGCCCAACUUUAGUCCGGAUUUGAUCGAAGUCGGGGGAACCUUUCAUGACCUCCGAAGUUCUCAAGUGGAUGAGGCAUGUGAUGCCCUCCCGGCGCAACUGCAAGUCGCUUCUUUGCUGUGCCUUGACCUCUUUUGCAAUGCAGGUGAGUUUGGAGCCUCCUUGAGGGCCGCCGGAUUCGAUGUGCUCGCGGUCGAACAACCGCACCUAAAGCAGAGAGCUCUGAUCAGCGUUGUGUCGUCCGAACUCAGCUCUUUCUUGGCUUUCCUCGCCACUCUUGAUAUCGGGUGGUGCGUCUUGAAUCCGCUGAACAGCCGACUGUGGUCGACUUUGGCUCUGCCUGCCUCGCAAGCUGUGAAGUUCGACCUAUGUGCCCAUGGUGGCGAGCAGCACCGCCAGAUGCUGUUGCAUACUAACGUCCAGCCUUUAAGCGCUCUCGCUGUGUCGGCCGACGACAAUCAGGAACCUUCUAGAGCCUUCCAGUCAGUGACUUCACUGCGGGCCCGGCCGCGUUUGUUGUGCAGUCGGCUCGCCGCCCAGGUAGUUGUUUUCCCGGGUUCACUAGGGUUUGCUGUGUCCCCUGAUGCAGUCAAGCCAUCUGCCAAUCAUCGAUCCUCCAUUGCAGUGCAGCGCCAGCCCAAGGUCUCCAAGGUGCCGCCGCUCAUGCCCGAAUACAAGCAUCGGGUUACUUUGCAGGUUCCGUCCAUGGACGCUCUACGUUAUGAUGCGAAAAACUCCUUGACGGCCGCUUUUCAGUCGGUGCCUGUCGGUGCCCGCAUCCUUCAGGUGGAUGAGUUCGUCAGGACAGCAGUUACUCUAUCUCAUCCUUUCGACCUGUCUUCUGCAGUGCCGGACGAGAUGCUCGAGAUUCUUGCGUUCACCCUCACGAAAGGGCCCUUGGCAGUCAUGAGGCAUCGCUUGGACACCUUGACGAAAUGGAAAAAGUGGUCUCAAGAACUUCGUGGAGCCGAGGCCUCCUUGCACGCGAGGCUUCACCCAGAUGUCGAGAAGAUAAAAAAAAAAAAAAACUUGACCCUCCUGCGGCGUGUGGCCGAGGAUUUACAGUGGCCUGAUGCCACGAUAAUCGACGACAUCGAGAAUGGCUUUGAGCUCGUGGGUGAGGCCAAGCUUACAGGCAUCUUUGAGGUGGACCCGAAACCCUCUUCGAUGUCCGUUGACGAGUUGCUUGAGCACGCUAAGUUCUUGAAGCCAGCCCUGUGGGGCAAGGUGUCGGGCGAUGCGAGCCACCCGGAUGAUCAGGAGCUCUGGGAUCUCACUUGUGCUGAAGCUGACGAGAAAGGUUGGUUGCAUGGACCCUACACGUGGGAGCAACUGCAGAACAUGUUUGACUCCAAGUGGAUACCUGUGCGCAGAUUCUCCAUCAGACAAAAGAACAAAUUGCGGCCCAUCGACGACCUGUCCGAGAAUGCCGUCAAUCAAGCUUGGGCAGUAAUGGAGAGGAUCGGUUUGCGUGCGCUUGAUGAAAUCACUUGGGCAUGUAUGGCUUUGAUGAGGGCCAGCUUGGGGCGACGCGAGGUUUUCUUCCGGAAGUCCGACGGCUCCGUCUUGUCGGGGCCUUUGCAUUCGUAUUGGCACCAGGACGCUCGCCGCUGCUCGCCGGUCUUGAAGACUACGGAUCUGCGCUCAGCUUAUAAACAGUUCGCUAUACGGCCGGAACACCAUCGGAUGUGCGUGGUGACCUUGAAGGAUCCGGCGGACGGCUCAACAAAGGGGUUCGUCUGCCGCGUUUUGCCGUUCGGGGCCCUGGCCUCGGUCGGUCAGUUCAACAGGUUUUCGAGGCUGUGGCAAAGGAUUCUCUGGCAGCUGAAGCUCGCUGCGGCGAGCUACUUCGACGAUUUCCCGUCGGUGGAGGUCAGGGCCCUUGCCGAAAACCAUGACUCCUCCGUGAAGGCAGCGUUGCGCCUUUUUGGAGUUGACUGGGCGAGCGACAAGGACCUUCCCUUCUCACCGACGGCCGAUGUUUUGGGCGUCCGACUGGAUGCGACGGAUAUGGAGGGCGGAGUGCUGAGGGUCAAAAACAAGCCAGAAAGAUCCAAGGAAAUUGCCUCUUCGAUCGAUAAGAUCCUUGCGGAUGGCUGUAUUGAUCCGAAGCAGAUCCCCUCUUUGUUUGGCCGGAUACAGUUUUCGGAAAGUCAGUUGAUGGGCCGACAGGGGCGCCUGGCUUUGGCUCAGAUUCGCUGGCUUUCGAGUGCUCGUCACCGUCAUGUUCUAUCUUCCCUGGACGCCACUGUCUUCAGAAGCUUGAGGGAGAGGAUGCUUGAGGGCAGGCCGCGCGAGAUCCAGGUUCUUCCCAUUGGCGGCCAGACUCUUGUUUUCACUGACGGUGCAUGCGACAAGCUGGGGGACAAGUUUAGCUGCUCAAUCGGAGGUGUCAUGUAUCGGGUGCUGCCAACUGGUUUUCGCGAGACGAGGGCGUUCGGGUGCUACCUGGACGAAUCGGUCGUCGAGCAAUGGGCGGGACUGGGCAAGAGACACCUGAUAGGUCCUACCGAGCUUUUCGCGGUGGUGGCGGCCAGACAUGUCUGGAAAGAUUUCCUGAAUGAUCAGAGGGUCGUCUUUUACGUGGAUCACAGUGGUGUUUUGUCUGCGAUGAUCAAAGGGUCUUCCCGCGAUGAUCUCUGGAGGAGCAUCUUGCUUCACUACGAGUGUGCCGACUCGAUGGGGCCAGCGAUCUCGUGGUUCGCUCGGGUCCCGAGCAAGUCGAACCCCGGCGAUGGGCCUUCGCGGUCCGACUGGAGAUUCCCUGUUUUCGGCGAGUACUUCGAAGAUCGGAUUGUGUGCUUCAUAAGCGGCAGAGUUCUCAAAGUCACGGGGCAAAGAGUGCAGGGGUGA
This is a messenger RNA of Symbiodinium sp. CCMP2592, 4692 nucleotides long. Lineage: Eukaryota; Dinophyceae; Suessiales; Symbiodiniaceae. The record is from the annotation of a GenBank genome assembly.